UAUUCUUAAGCCGGCAGACAUUACUUCAGUUGCUUUAAGAUCGUCGUAUCUGUCGUUUGAUCGUCGUGCAGAUAAUGGUAUUUUCUGAUAUAAAGUAAAACAUAAGACGUGAGCAACAAUCGCAGUUGUCAUACUAGUGUUGAGAUCGUUGUAUCUUCGAAAAAGGAGCGUCGAAAAUGAAUUGCAGAUAAUAGUAUUUUCUGAUAUAAAGCAAAAAUGAAAUCAUAAAAUUGUGCAUCAAAAAUAAUUGAAGUGAGAUGUGAUUGAAGAAUUUUUAUCAACUUCCUAAUAGUACCAAGCAUCAUUCCAGAUAAAUGAGGAGAUAACUUUUAAAAAAUGCCUCUGAACAUCAGCAUGUACUAAGAUAUAGACUACGUUCCAGAGAAAUAAUCGUACUUUUGAAAGGUGAAAAAACGACUUUUUUAUCUUAGCUGAUGACAAUGGCAAAUCCAAUUGCUGACCAUCUCAAAAGGCUUUACAGGCUGUCCCUGUUAGAUAUUUCUCAAAGAAGAGUGGCUGUUCUUUUGUGCAGUGACCCUCUCAAAUAUGUGCACCUCGCUACUGUGGAAAAUGAACUUGGUGAAACAAUUAUAGAAGCGAGAGAUAUUGUGUUCAAAGGCCUUGUAGACAAUCUCGGGAUACCUCAAACGAUGAGGGAGCCGUUAGUUAAAAUAAUGACUCCUAUUUUCCUGCAAACAUUUAAAUGGUUGGAGUUCCACGAAGAAUAUUUAAAAACGAGUUCUUCACGUUUUAAAUAUCGAGAAUAUCUAAAACACUUUCGUUGGACACAUAUGGGGACUAUAAAUUAUCGGAAAACAGCUGAGUCAGUGAUCCGCGAUGAAAAGUUGCCUAUCGACCUGCGAUUUAUGUUCGCGUGUCUGUAUUGCCUUGAGGAGGACAUUCAAGACCUUUGGCAAAAAUUGUCCACGCGGCGUCAAGAUGAGUUUUUAAACAAAGAUCCUUCUAAAUAUAAACAUCAGCGAGAAAUCGUUGUUUUGUGGACUUGCAUCCUGAAAGGACGAGUAGAUAAGUUAGAUCAGUUGCUCAAGAAAGUAGGAAGACGUUACUACACCACUAUCUAUCAAUAUGCUUUUGAAUGGUUUGCAGUGAAAGCUUAUGAAACGGCAACUCGAUAUUUUUUUGAGAAGUUAACUCGGGCAGAAAAAAGGGCUUCAUUGGUGAGAACGGCCACUGCUGUAGCAAAAAGAGAUGGUAACUUCGUUCAAGCAUACAAUGACGUUUCCUGUUUUCUGUUGUCGCAUAUGAAUGCGGAGCAACUUAAGAAAGUUCUCGCAGCUGUACCCUAUGGGAUCCUUAGAAUCUUUAUGGAGUGGCCAAGGCAAGAUGCUUUUGUCGAAGUUGCAACGCUUCUGUUGCCUUACCUUCAAGAGGAAAAUUACAAAAUGAUGAAUUUUGUUCUGUCCCGAAAAUUUAAAUUGGUAUAUAAUUCUCUGAAACUAUUCAAGGACAUUUUUCUGGUCAGUCCUAGGAAUUUCAGACAUUCCACAUAUUAUUUACCAGAAUUUUUUAAUAAUAAAGACACUGACACUAUCCAAUUUAUGUUUAGAAAUAUGGAUCCUGGGGAAACGUUGGAACUUUUCUUGAAUCCUAUAACGUUGUACGGUAUUUUCGAACUAGUGAAUGAAGAGGAGUGGCAUUUUUUGGAAUUUUUUAUUCGCGAAUCCAGGCUGUCCAGAGCAGGUGUAAAGAGAUUCGCGAUGGAAUUCGAUACAAAUUUUGAGUCACUAUUGGACCGGGAAACACGUGAACGUUUCGGGAGGAUGGUGGACGAUAUUUGUACCGUUAUUUCCAACCAGAACUUCUCAAAUGGCAAUGAAGUAAAUCGGAUGAAUCCAAUGGGUUUUCAGCCAAGUGCACAACCUGAGAAAGCGAGGGGCCAAGCUGAAGAAGCGAGGCCAGCCAAGAAGAAUAAAAAUACUUAAGAAGCAAAUGAUAAUAACUGGCAAGGAAUUUUAUGUUAAGUUCUUACCACAAAUUAUCAAGAGUUAGAAUAAUCUGAAAGCAAAAAUUCCAAUUUUUUUCGAGGUAUUUUGUAGAUUUGAUUUAAAAGUAGUUCGUUUCUAAAUUUUCUUUCUAAGGUAUAUUUGCAUAUUGUAAAUAGCACGUUUAUUGUAUGAUAUUGCAAAACAAAACUGCACAAUUUUUGUACUGAUGAAUCAUUUAACACUUUCUAAGGCGGUGGGAAGUAUGCUUCCCACCAAAUUUAUCAAUCUUUGUAUGAAAUUAUGUAGCUUGGCAUAAGGUUCUGAAAUUAUUUUAGUAAGUCAGAAACUCAGAUGCUUCAGUUCUUUAUCUCAGACAAAAUGAUGUGUCUUGAUUUGUUACUUAAUUAUUAAUUAACCAAAUUAAUUAAUUAAUCAAAUUAAAUUUAUCUAAUAAGCUAAAUGAAUCCCUUUUCUUAUUCUAAUUUCUAGCCUAAAAAUAUUUUAACAUAAUAUGACUAGAAAAAAAUGGCCCUUUAAAGGGUUAACUAAUAAACAAAAUUACAACAUGUAAGUUUUAAGGAUUUUUUCAAUAUAAUUUUUUAAAGAUAAAGUAGGGUGAUUCUAAAUUGCUAAAAUUCAAAAUAUUCUUGAUGAAUUUUCAAAAAUAUUUUAAAAUUUUAAACACAUUGUAAGAUUUUUAAUUUCGAUUCAGCAAUUUGAAAAUUAUUAGCUCAGUAAAAAUAAAAAAUAUUUGAAUCAAGAUUUCUUAAAUUUUAAGAUACGACUUUUAAAAAAAGCAAAAAAAGUAUUUUUUAAAGUACACUUUUUUACAAAUUUGCUGAAUCGGGAUUAAUGUAAAGCACUUAAAAAAGAUAUGUUCCACAUUUCACCCCUUAAUCUUGAUCGGUCCUGCACUUACAACAGUCAGAAUAUAAGAAAUCUUGGAAAAAAUGCAUCAUGAAGGAAAAUACGUUUAAAGUUUGAACAUUUUUCCAACAGGCUAUCUGAAACGCCUUUGAAAAAAUAGGUACCAUUUUGGCGACAACAUCUUCUCCCAGAGGAGUUUUAAUGACUCUCUUAUGAGUGGUGGGUUCUUGUUUCAUCGCCAGGGCUCGAUUACAGAAGCUCUAAGAUUUAAGCCCAUCGUCUUCUCUCAGAGGAGUUUGAAUGACUCUCUUAUGAGUGGUGGGUUUUUGUUUCAGCGCCAGGGCUCGAUUACAGAAGCUCCAAGAUUUAAGCCCAUCUUCUUCUCUCAGAGGAGUUUUAAUGACUGUCUUAUGAGUGGUGGGGUUUUGUUUCAUCGCCAUGGCUCGAUUACAGAAGCUCUAAGAUUUAAGCCCAUCGUCUUCUCUCAGAGGAGUUUUAAUGACUCUCUUAUGAGUGGUGGGGUUUUGUUUAAUCGCCAGGGCUCGAUUACAGAAGCUCCAAGAUUUAAACCCAUAUUCUUCUCGGAGGAGUUUUAAUGACUGUCUUAUGAGUGGUGGGGUUUUGUUUCAUCGCCAGGGCUCCAUCACAGAAGCUCCAAGAUUUAAGCUCAUCGUCUUUUCUCAGAGCAGUUUUAAUGACUGUCUUAUGAGUGGUGGGUUUUUGUUUCAGCGCCAGGGCUCGAUUACAGAAGCUCCAAGAUUUAAACCCAUCUUCUUCUCGGAGGAGUUUUAAUGACUCUCUUAUGAGUGGUGGGGUUUUGUUUCAUCGCCAGGGCUCCGUCACAGAAGCUCCAAGAUUUAAGCUCAUCGUCUUUUCUCAGAGGAGUUUUAAUGACUGUCUUAUGAGUGGUGGGUUUUUGUUUCAUCGCCACGACUCGAUUACAGAUGCUCUAAGAUUUAAGCCUAACAUGGCAUGUAUGUUUUGUUUUAGAGUCUGUGGAGCCUUAGUGUUGCAGAAUCGCAUAAAUAUCCCUCUUUAUCCUUUUGACGUUGUCUGUGUUUUUAACUAUGUAGUUGUGAUAAUAUCUGGUAAUUUUAGUAUGCCUGUAUCACUCAGGCUUCUGUGUUUUUUUCCACCGAGUGUUAUGCCCCUUUUCUUCUAAUCAUCCACUAGUGUACGUAGAACGGCAUCGUCUACUUGUGUAUGUAGAACAUGACCUGCAUGUUGGAUUUUGAAAAAGACACACCAAAAAUUAAUUAUAUCUGAUUUUAAUUAAGAUGGAACCAUCAUUUGAACUUCAUUGUAAGCGGAAAGAAACAAAAAAAAUUUAAGUAAAAAAGAUUGUUUUAAUUAAAUUUGGAGAAUUUUGUGUUCCUACACUUUCUUUGUGUGAUUAAAUGUGUAUCGAUAUGUUUUUUUUUAAAUACUGUAGAUUGAUGUGAUAUUUUAUUCUUUGAAAAAUAAUUUUUAAAAUCCUUUCCGUGAAAAAAUUGUAAUUUUAUUGUAGAUAUAUUUAAUUUGUAGUAUAGAAUGUA
Molecule: messenger RNA, 4348 nt
Organism: Argiope bruennichi
Lineage: Eukaryota; Metazoa; Arthropoda; Arachnida; Araneae; Araneidae
Exons: 3
Coding region: 435-1943 (502 amino acids)
Source: RefSeq, a predicted model, not a curated record